This is a messenger RNA of Tribolium madens (black flour beetle), 2561 nucleotides long. Its product is annotated as pre-rRNA 2'-O-ribose RNA methyltransferase FTSJ3. NCBI's taxonomy places the organism in Eukaryota, Metazoa, Arthropoda, Insecta, Coleoptera, Tenebrionidae. Gene Ontology annotation, cellular component: nucleolus; preribosome, large subunit precursor; nucleus. Gene Ontology annotation, molecular function: rRNA (uridine-2'-O-ribose)-methyltransferase activity; rRNA (guanine) methyltransferase activity. Gene Ontology annotation, biological process: maturation of LSU-rRNA from tricistronic rRNA transcript (SSU-rRNA, 5.8S rRNA, LSU-rRNA); maturation of 5.8S rRNA from tricistronic rRNA transcript (SSU-rRNA, 5.8S rRNA, LSU-rRNA); rRNA methylation. The coding region runs from base 97 to 2505 and encodes 802 amino acids. The transcript is spliced from 6 exons. The record is from RefSeq and is a predicted model, not a curated record.
UGUAUAAAAAUCUGUGGUUAAUCUGUCAACUGUCAAAAGCCAUGCGUUUUUUGAAAACAAUUUAAUUUCGUCACAGAAAAUUACAAUAACGCGAAAAUGGGAAAAAAAACUAAAAUUGGGAAACAGCGCAAGGAUAAGUAUUAUCAGUUAGCUAAAGAAACAGGUUAUAGGUCUCGUGCAGCUUUUAAACUGAUCCAACUCAACCGCAAGUUUGAAUUUUUGCAAAAAUCUCGAGUAUGCAUAGAUUUAUGUGCAGCCCCUGGGGGCUGGAUGCAAGUAGCCAAGCAAAACAUGCCGGUCUCAAGCAUCAUUAUUGGAAUUGAUUUGUUUCCAAUUAAACCCAUUCCUGGAUGUAUUUCUCUAACUGAAGACAUUACCACUGAGAAAUGUCGAGUCUCACUUAAGAAAGAGUUACAAACAUGGAAAGCUGACGUUGUUUUACACGACGGUGCCCCUAAUGUGGGUAAAAAUUGGUUACAUGAUGCCUACCAGCAAGCUUGCUUGACUUUGAGUUCUUUAAAACUGGCUAGCGAAUUUCUGAAGAAAGGGGGUUGGUUUAUAACGAAAGUGUUUCGUUCAAAGGAUUACCACUCUCUAAUUUGGGUUUUGAAGCAGUUUUUUAAGAAAGUGCAUGCAACCAAGCCACAAGCCUCUCGAAAUGAAUCAGCGGAAAUUUUCGUCGUUUGUCAACAUUAUAUCGCACCUGAUAAAAUCGAUUCCAAAUUUAUGGAUCCGAAAUACGUUUUUGAGGAGUUAGAAAUUGAGCCUAAGAGUAAAUUGAAUAUUUACCAUCCAGAGAAGAAUAAAAAAAGUAAAGCUGAAGGGUACCCUGAAAAUGACUGGACUUUGUAUCAUAAAGUAAAUGCGUCAGACUUUAUUAAACAUCCUACAGGCAUUGAAUUGUUAGAAGGGGCUUCUGAGAUUGUUUUUGAUACUGAAGAAAUUACAAAUCAUGAAAAAACUACAAAAGAAAUUAAAGAAUGUUGUAAAGACAUUAAAGUGUUGGGUAGGAAAGAUUUGAAGAAGAUUUUAGCUUGGAAGAAAGCAUUAAGUGAAGAAUUCUCUGAGAAGAAAGAUGAACCUGUUGAAAAUAUUGAAGAAGCUGAAGAGAAAAGUGACGACGAUGACGAUUUGAAGGACGUUCAUCAGCAAAUAUUAGAACUUGAAGGUGAAGAACAACGAGAGUUGAAACGAAAAAAGAAGAAAGCACAAAAAGAGCGCAAAAAGCUGAAUGAAAAAUUAAACUUGAAAAUGGUCUUAAAAGGGGAUAGUGGUCCAACAAUGGAGAGUGACGGCAUGUUUGAACUAAAGCAAGUAAACAGCGUAAAACAAAUGAAGAAAAUUAUUGAUCAGACUCCUGAUACUCUUGCUCACUCAGACAAUGAAGAAGAUCAAGUAAAACCAAAAUAUUUGCGUUAUAACAAGGACGAGCAACAUUUGAGUAGUACUGGAAUGUAUUAUAAAGAUUCGGAUUCCGAAUUGGAAAUGGAAAGCGAGUCUGAGGAUGAAGAUGAGAAAAUUAAAGAAGGUUUAGGUUUGAGCGAUAGUGAAAAUAGCGAUGUAGAAGAAAAAAAAACUAAAAAGAAAACAGCAAAGCAUCCUUUGAUAACUGACUUAGAUCACAGAAGUAAGGAAGAAAAGAAGGUACAUAAAGCGGAAAUGUGGUUUGAAAGAGACGCAUUUAAGAAUUUAAUUGAUGAAAAAGAUGAAGACGCUGAUUUAGACCGUAUGGUGAAUGAAAUGAAGAAGAAAGGAGCGAAGAUUAUUGGAGAAAAAGAAGAUGCUAAGAACACAGAAUCAGAUAGUGACUACAGUUCAGAUUCAGAUGAUUCAGACUACAACGAUUUUGAGAAACUGGCGCCAAAAAAUAAUGUGAAAAAAGACGGUUUUGAGGUUGUUCCAAAUGGACAGAAAGCUGGCAAAAAAAGAAAAUAUAAAUUGACAGAAGAAGAAUUGGCGUUGGGUACGCUAAUGAUCAACAGCAAAAAAACAAAACGUGACAUAAUUGAUGGUGCUUGGAAUCGUUACGCUUUUAAUGAUGACAACUUACCUGAUUGGUUUGUUACGGAUGAGGAAAAACAUAUGAGGAAAGAAGCUGCUGUUCCAAAAGAAUUGAUUCAGGAUUAUAAGAAGCAUUUAGAGGAUUUGAAUGUACGUCCCAUUAAAAAAGUAAUUGAAGCGAAGGCAAGAAAGAAGAAGAGGGCGUUGAAAAAAUUAGAAAAAGCUAAAAAGAAAGUUGAAAAUUUAAUGGAUAAUGUUGAUGUAACCGACAGGGAAAAGGCGAGACAAAUAAAACAGUUAUACAAAAAGGCAAGACAGGAGCCUAAAAAGGAAGUAACGUAUGUCGUGGCUAAAAAACACAUGGCUGCUAAAAAAAUGAAGAGACCGGCCGGAGUAAAAGGCCGUUAUAAAAUCGUGGACGCAAGAAUGAAAAAGGAUUUGAAAGCACAAAAGGCCAAACUAAAAACCCAAGGCAGAAAGAAAAACAAGACUAAGAGCAAGUGAUCAUUGAUCAUAGUUACAUAAUUUCUUGUUUCAAUAAAAUACAUUUUUAUUGCUUU